AUGUGGGGAUGCAUGUGGAGCUCCGGACGCGGCUCCGGGAGCAGAUCCGGCGGCGGCAGCGACCCCGAGCGCGAGCGGCGCGUCCGGUCGGACGACGCGAGAAAGCGCGGGGCGGGGAAGUGGACCAACCGCGGCCUCUCGCCGCCGCCGUGCUUCCACGUCCGCGAGACGGACAACUAUGACCGUCGGCAUGGUCGUACCCCGUCCUCUGCCGCGGGCUCGUCCUCCGCAGCGAGAUCUUCCUACGCCGGGAGAUCCUCCUCUUCCGGCGCGGGCCUUCUCCCCGUGAAGAGGGAGUGGUCGAAGGAGCCUGAGGACUUCGAGUUCGUCCUCAUCAAGGAGGAGCCCGAGGAGCUUGGCCGCCGCGAAGUCGUCGGGCCAGAGGACUUCGUCGCCGAUGUCGACGUGGUUGCGGCCGCCAUUGCCGAGCGGAGCGUGCGCGAGGAGGCGGAGCGCCGACGCCACCACGAGGAGCUCGAAUACCUCCAGUUUUGGCAGGCGGUCGCGAGCAACCUCGCCGCCAGGGAGAAGGAUGACGAGUGGUGGCGCAUCGGCGAGCAGCAGAGGGCGAAGGGCCUCGACAAGGGCUUCGGCUUCAACAAGGGCUUCGCCGCCAAGUACGACCUCGGGGACGAGGUCGGCAGGGGCCACUUCGGAUACACCUGCGCCGCCAGGAUCAGGAAGGGCGCGCGCAAGGGCGACGCCGUCGCCGUCAAGGUCAUCCCCAAGGCCAAGAGAAAGAUGACAACAUCCAUUGCUAUAGAGGAUGUCCGCAGGGAGGUGAAAAUUUUGAAGGCUUUGGCAGGACACAAGAACUUGGUUCAGUUUUAUGAUGCAUAUGAGGACAACGAAAAUGUCUACAUAGUCAUGGAGUUGUGUGAGGGCGGGGAGCUUCUGGAUAGAAUACUUUCCAGUAGAGGUGGAAAGUACUCCGAGGAUGAUGCAAAGUCUGUCCUGGUGCAAAUAUUGAAUGUUGUCGCUUUUUGCCACAUUCAGGGAGUGGUUCAUAGGGAUCUCAAACCAGAGAAUUUUCUUUUUACUUCGAAAGAUGAGAACUCUCAACUUAAGACAAUUGACUUUGGAUUAUCAGAUUUUGUAAAACCAGAUGAGAGACUAAAUGAUAUCGUUGGAAGUGCUUAUUAUGUUGCUCCGGAAGUUCUGCAUAGAUGCUAUAGCACAGAAGCGGAUGUCUGGAGUAUCGGUGUCAUUGCAUAUAUCCUCCUUUGUGGCAGCCGCCCUUUUUGGGCACGCACUGAAUCUGGCAUAUUUCGUUCUGUUCUCAAAGCUGACCCCAGUUAUAAUGAGGCACCUUGGCCUUCUCUGACUCCAGAAGCAAUGGACUUCGUUAAGCGCUUGCUAUGCAAGGAUCCACGUAGAAGGAUGACUGCAGCACAAGCUUUAGGUCAUCCAUGGAUUAGAAAUUACAAUGACAUUAAGAUGCCAUUGGACGUCCUUAUAUUUCGUCUUAUCAAAGCUUAUAUUCGUUCUUCAUCGUUACGUAAAGCUGCUCUGAAGGCUUUGUCGAAGACUUUGACUGUUGAUGAGCUUUUUUAUCUCAAAGGGCAGUUCUCCUUAUUAGAGCCUGAUAGAAAUGGAUGUAUCACGCUAGAUAAUAUCAGAAUGGCCUUAACAAGAGAAGCCACUGAUGCGAUGAAAGAAACACGAGUUCAGGAGAUUCUUGUCUCGCUGAGCGCUCUUCAGUACAGAAGAAUGGACUUCCACGAGUUCUGUGCAGCUGCAGUAAGUGUUCACCAGCUUGAAGCAUUAGACAGAUGGGAGCAACAUGCGAGAUCCGCUUAUGAAAUUUUCGAGAAGGAUGGCAAUCGAGCCAUUGUAAUCGACGAGCUAGCUUCAGAACUGGGUCUCAGCCCUUCCGUGCCGCUGCAUGUCGUUCUACAGGACUGGAUCCGGCACACCGAUGGGAAGCUCAGCUUCCUCGGGUUUGUCAAGUUGCUGCAUGGCAUGUCCAGCAGGUCCCUGUCAAAGAUGAGAUAG
Messenger RNA from Triticum turgidum subsp. durum (durum wheat), 1995 nucleotides. The record is from the annotation of a GenBank genome assembly. NCBI's taxonomy places the organism in Eukaryota, Viridiplantae, Streptophyta, Magnoliopsida, Poales, Poaceae.